Messenger RNA from Pseudonaja textilis, 2113 nucleotides. It is a transcript of the gene SLC5A5, whose product is annotated as solute carrier family 5 member 5. Gene Ontology annotation, molecular function: sodium:iodide symporter activity. The record is from RefSeq and is a predicted model, not a curated record. Lineage: Eukaryota; Metazoa; Chordata; Lepidosauria; Squamata; Elapidae. Gene Ontology annotation, cellular component: extracellular exosome; membrane. Gene Ontology annotation, biological process: iodide transmembrane transport; sodium ion transport.
AUGGACGCAGGUGAGCUGGCCGCCUUCCAGCCGGCGCCGCGGGCCUUCAGCCUGUGGGACUACGGCGUCUUCGGCCUGAUGCUGCUGGUCUCCACGGGCAUCGGGCUCUUCUACGGGCUGUCGAGGGGCGGCCACAAGAGCCCCGAGGACUUCUUCACGGGCAGCCGGGCCAUGUCGGCGCUGCCGGUGGGCCUGUCGCUCUCGGCCAGCUUCAUGUCGGCCAUCCAGGUGCUGGGCGUCCCGGCCGAGGCCUACCGCUACGGCGUGAAGUUCCUGUGGAUGUGCCUGGGCCAGCUGCUCAACUCGCUCCUCACCGCCGGCCUCUUCCUGCCCGUCUUCUACCGCCUGGGGCUCACCAGCACCUACGAGUACCUGGAGCUGCGGUUCUCCAAGAAGGUCCGGCUGUGUGGCACCGUCCAGUACAUCGUUGCCACGGUGCUGUACACGGGGAUCGUCAUCUACGCCCCGGCCUUGAUCCUCAACCAAGUGACGGGCCUGGAUAUUUGGGCCUCGCUUCUCUCCACGGGCACCAUUUGCACCUUUUACACCACCAUCGGGGGCAUGAAAGCGGUCAUCUGGACGGACGUCUUCCAGGUCUUCGUCAUGCUGUCCGGCUUUGUGGCCAUCCUGAUCCAGGGGACGCUGCUGGUGGGGGGGCCAGGCCAGGUCCUCUCCAUCGCCUACAACCACUCCAGGAUCAAUUUCGGAGACUUCAACCCGGACCCCCGCAGCCGCUACACGUUCUGGACCUUCCUCUUCGGAGGGACGCUGGUCUGGCUCUCCAUGUACGGGGUCAACCAGGCCCAGGUCCAGCGCUACGUGGCCUGCAAGACGGAGAAGGAGGCCAAGCGGGCCCUCCUGGUCAACCAAGUGGGUCUCUUCGUCAUUGUCUCCUGCGCAGUGGGUUGUGGCAUUGUGAUGUUUGCGCUCUACAAGGACUGUGACCCACUCUUGGCCGGAUACAUCUCGGCGCCUGACCAGUACAUGCCCUACCUGGUCCUGGACAUCUUCGAGGGCUGCCCAGGGGUGCCCGGCCUCUUCCUGGCCUGCGCUUACAGUGGCACUUUGAGCACGGCCUCCACCAGCAUCAACGCCAUGGCGGCCGUCACCGUGGAGGACCUGAUCAAGCCCCACAUGCCCACCCUGUCGCCACGGAGACUCGCCCUGGUCUCCAAGGGGCUCUCCUUAGUUUACGGCACGGCCUGCCUUACCGUGGCGGCUCUUUCGUCCUUGCUUGGAGGCGGUGUGCUGCAGGGCUCCUUCACCGUCAUGGGGGUCAUCAGUGGGCCCCUCCUGGGCGCCUUCAUCCUGGGCAUGUUCUUCCCCACCUGCAACACCUUGGGCGUCUUCUCCGGCCUCGGCCUGGGCUUCCUCCUCUCCUUCUGGGUGGCUGUGGGGGGCACCCUCUACCCUCCCAGCGCCAGCACCAUGGGGGUCCUCCCCUCCUACGCAGGCCUCUGCCCCCUCCUCAACAUCUCCCGGGGGGCCAACAGCAGCUCCCUGCUCUAUGGGCCGCUGCCCCAGCCGGCCCUCUUGGAGCAGCGGCCAGAGAGGCUGGCCGUUGCAGACGACUUCUAUGCCAUCUCCUACCUCUACUACGGCGCCCUGGGGACCCUCAGCACGGUGGCCGUCGGCCUCUUGGCCAGCUGCCUGAAAGGCUCUGCUGGCGAGGACAGCAAGCGGCCAGCGGUGCUGUGGUGGGAUGUCAUGAAGAGGCCACUGGAGACGACCCCCGAGGAUGCGGCUGGAGACCCUCAGAAGAAGGAGGCGCUGGACUCGGCCUCCCUGGCUCUUGGCUUCGAGGGGGAGGAGAAGAUCCUGCUGGCCAAGGGGGAGGGGACCCUGGUCACAGGCUCUGCGGAGUCCAUCUGUGCCUGCCACGCUCUCGACCACGGCUGCUUCCACCUCCUUCGAGAGACCUGCGUUUAGGGCCGGAGGGCGACGGGAGAGCAGGACACCCGACGGGCUCAAGACGGUUCUCCAGGGGAUGAACGCAAAAAAAACCCCUCCCCAAGCGGACCGACACGUUCCUCACCCGGGGGCUGUUUCUCCCCCGAAUCUGCCUUACACCAGCAGCUCCUGAGGGCCCCGUUUCCAAGCAGACACGGGUGUG